Molecule: messenger RNA, 2397 nt
Organism: Meleagris gallopavo (turkey)
Lineage: Eukaryota; Metazoa; Chordata; Aves; Galliformes; Phasianidae
Source: RefSeq, a predicted model, not a curated record
GGUUUGUUCAUAGCAAUGUGGUUUUCGUUUUCCUUUCAGGGCUCAGCAGAUUCGUACACAAGCAGACCCUCAGACUCUGAUGUGUCUUUGGAAGAGGAUAGGGAAGCAAUCCGCCAGGAGAGAGAGCAGCAAGCAGCGAUACAGCUUGAAAGGGCAAAGUCCAAACCAGUAGCAUUUGCUGUCAAGACCAAUGUGAGUUACUGUGGAGCACUGGAUGAAGAUGUCCCUGUCCCAAGCACUGCCAUCUCUUUUGAUGCGAAGGACUUCCUACACAUUAAAGAGAAAUACAAUAAUGACUGGUGGAUAGGGAGGCUGGUGAAGGAGGGCUGUGAAAUUGGUUUCAUUCCGAGCCCGCUUAGACUGGAGAAUAUUCGCAUCCAGCAGGAGCAGAAGAGAGGACGUUUCCAUGGAGGGAAAUCAAGUGGAAAUUCUUCUUCAAGUCUUGGAGAAAUGGUUUCUGGCACGUUUCGAGCCACUCCUACUUCCACAGCAAAACAGAAACAAAAAGUGACAGAACACAUUCCCCCAUAUGAUGUGGUGCCAUCUAUGAGGCCCGUUGUCUUAGUGGGGCCAUCGCUGAAAGGCUAUGAGGUGACAGACAUGAUGCAGAAAGCUCUCUUUGACUUCCUGAAGCACAGGUUUGAUGGGAGGAUAUCAAUAACCCGAGUGACAGCUGACAUUUCUCUUGCUAAGAGGUCUGUUCUGAAUAACCCAAGCAAGAGGGCAAUAAUUGAGCGGUCAAACACACGAUCCAGUUUAGCUGAAGUGCAGAGUGAGAUUGAAAGAAUCUUUGAGCUGGCCCGGUCCUUGCAGCUGGUUGUCCUGGAUGCAGACACUAUCAAUCACCCCGCACAACUUAUCAAGACAUCUCUAGCACCAAUUAUUGUCCAUGUUAAAGUGUCUUCUCCAAAGGUUUUGCAGCGACUGAUUAAAUCUAGAGGAAAGUCACAAAGUAAACACUUGAAUGUUCAGUUGGUGGCAGCUGAUAAACUUGCACAAUGCCCACCAGUAAGUACAGAAGAAAGGCUAAAGAGCUUGUGAUGUGUGGAGUCUGAAAGAUUUCUGCUGUCUCGGUCCUUUAUUAUAGCAAAGUUCAAAUGUUAUCACUUCCCUUUGUGGACAGCCCUACCACUGCAACCCUAGCUCAGCUUUUGUUGCUGAGGAAGAAAAAGGUGUGGUACUUUCUUCCUGACUGUCUCCAAAGCCGGGUUUGUUUUGCUCUUUGGCCAGAUGACGGGUCAGAAAUGACGUGUAUGGUAAAACUGGUCUUCCAGCAGCACACGAGCAAAUUACAUCACAUGUGGAGCAGUGCUGUCUCAAGGGCCAAAGUCUCAGAGUCGUGUUUGGGAGGAGGCUGCAGGGGUCUUUCCUUCAGCCAUGCAGUGAGUUCCUGCACAGCAUGGGGCACUCGUGGCUGCACACACGCCAUCCCUGAGCCUCCUGGCACUGCAGCACCUGGGAACCCUUCCAGGUGCUUUAUCUGGAAGCCUGGUCACUGCUCAGGGCCGUCGUAUCACAGGUGCUGAUACUCACCUCAGUCGGUGUGCUUCUAAAGGAGCUCAGGUCUGAGAUACUGGAUUAGGCAGGCAGUGCUGUGCAGACAAACUGUACAGGAGUUUGGACAGGGCAGCUCAGACUGGCCUGUAUUUGUGAAAACUGUUGGUUCCUGUGACGGAGACAGCUGUUAAGUACAGACAUGCUUAGAUGAGGGCUUGCUUUCUGAAAAGCACCAUUUCCUAUUGAAACUGCAAUGGAGCUCCAGUUAGGUUUGCUCAGUAGCACCAACCAGAUGAAAAUAUGGAAAUGGAGGAACAGUUUAGACAGGUCUGUCAGAACACUUAAUAUUGGGAGUUUUGCACAAUGUUUUGGUGUAUGUUCAGGCUGGAUCUACAUGGAGGUGUUAGAAAGCAAGGAAAAAGGUGAUAGGCUUGACUGAAACUUGUCUUUGUCUGAAAAGUGAAUGGAUUAAGAACAUGUCCAGGAUGAGACAGAUCUGAUUCAGAUUCCUCCUUCACCUGAUACAGAACAGAAAUUCAAAUAUUGUAGAAAAGUACUGGUGAUAUUUGUGGGGCAUAUCUUGAUUUCUGCAGCCAGUUGUGCUGUUUGCAGUGCUCACUGUGCCCAGACUGCACACUCUGAGCCUGUCAGCUCUGCAUUUAGAAGCCUUCCUCCUUGCCAGUGUCCACUGUCAGAAAUGGAAGAUGGUGACUGCACAGAUAUAUGCAACUGCUUGUGCUGCAGAGCCAUCCAGCAAGUCGAAUGCAGCUUUGAAGCAUCCGACUCCUUGUGUGUGUUCUGCAUAUCCCCCCAGGCUUUUGUCCAGGGUUUCCUAAAUGGGAUAUCAUAGAAUCACAGAAUGGCCAGGGUUGAAAAGGAGCGCAAUGCUCAUCCAGUUCC